AUGGGUGCAAUGACAGGUGCAUUGCCCAACUACGGCGCACACGACAACACUCCGAUGAACCCGCAAGUACCACGCUCCCUGUCGGGCGCAUCCACCUCAGCUGUGGCAUACCAGCUUGGGCAGAACCUGCAAAUGCCCGGUAACAUGUCCGCUCAUGCUUCCUAUGGACCUGGAUUCGCUACAAGUCUCCCCCAACAACACUUCAUGUCUCAACAAGGCUCACAGUACAACGCCUAUCCUUCUUACCCGACAAAUCAGCCUCGUUUAGCAGGCGUGGCGCCGAUGCAGUCGCCCUACCAAAACUAUCAGCAGGCUUCACAGUACAUGUAUUAUCCGGCACCAUACGGACAACAGGGGCAAUUCAAUCCUGGAUUUGGUGCUCAGGGCCAAAUGUACGAAAGGAAAGCCGGCUCGACGAACACGGGUAUGCAAGGCCAUGUUGCGGAUUAUUCGCAUGGUGAUGGUGGCUUCCCUGGUGUUCGAAUGGCCACUGGAAACUACAUGGGCGACUCAAGCUCAAUCAUGUCUCCAUACGGCGUACAGUUUGCGCAGUCUUCCGGCAUGCCUCGUCCUGGGCCCGUGAGCUCCAUACCUCGUGGACCGCCUCGCAAACCCAAACAAUCUGGACACGCACUUUGGGUUGGUAACCUCCCACCUGGGACUACGAUAGUCGCCCUGAAGGAUCACUUCUCCCGCGACGCUACCAAGGACAUUGAAAGUCUGUUCUUGAUUUCCAAGAGCAACUGUGCGUUCGUCAACUACCGCACAGAAGCAUCUUGCACAGCCGCAAUGCACAGGUUCCACGACUCGCGCUUCAGCGGCGUACGUUUAGUCUGCCGCCUUCGACGCAGCUCUGCUCCGGCAUCAGGUGUACCCACGGCGCCUUCGGCCAUGAUAGGCCAGCAGAAGAAUGCUUCUCGAGCAACGACUCCGACACCAGACAAUUUCACCGAUGCUCCCACCGAAGACGCAGUUGACUCGCCAUCGCACAAAAGUGUUGAAGAUCUUAAAUUAUCUGUGGACACUGCCACCAAAUACUUCAUCGUGAAAAGCCUCACGCUACAAGACCUAGAGCUCAGUGUACGGAACGGUAUUUGGGCCACACAGUCUCAUAACGAAGAUGUCCUGAACAAGGCUUUCCAGUCUGCUGAAAAUGUCUACCUCAUCUUCUCCGCGAACAAGUCGGGCGAGUACUUCGGCUACGCACGCAUGGCGUCACAAAUUCUUGAAGAUGGGUCUCCCACGAUAGGCUCGGCCCCCAAGCCCGAGGCCACCCUAGACGCGACGGAUGUGCCAAAGGCGAUCGCUACUCCGGCAACGGAAUGGGCGCCGCGAGGAAGGAUCAUUGACGACUCUGCGCGCGGCACAAUCUUCUGGGAGGCAGAGCUACCCGAAACAGACGGCGAAGAAGAAGCACAGAACAAUGACGACAAGACUGAGAGAGACGAUGCGCCGCAACAAAUUGAAGCCGACACCUCAGCCGUUCCGCAGAGCUGGGGCAAGCCUUUCAAGAUCGAGUGGGUCUCGACGAACCGCCUACCAUUUUACCGCACCCGUGGCCUCCGCAACCCAUGGAAUGCGAAUCGCGAAGUCAAGAUUGCGAGAGAUGGCACAGAACUCGAACCCAGUGUUGGAGAGCGCCUGGUCCAGAUGUUCCAUCGAAUGGGACCGUCGGCUGCCGGUGCACCGGUAAUGCCGCCCGGUGUAGCCACCGGCAUGAUGAUGCCCCAGAUGCGAACAUUCUAG
Messenger RNA from Alternaria incomplexa, 1746 nucleotides. RefSeq lists its product as uncharacterized. Gene Ontology annotation, cellular component: nucleoplasm. Bases 1 to 1746 code for a protein of 581 amino acids. Gene Ontology annotation, biological process: mRNA splicing, via spliceosome; regulation of alternative mRNA splicing, via spliceosome. The record is from RefSeq and is a predicted model, not a curated record. The transcript has 3 exons. Gene Ontology annotation, molecular function: N6-methyladenosine-containing RNA reader activity; mRNA binding. NCBI's taxonomy places the organism in Eukaryota, Fungi, Ascomycota, Dothideomycetes, Pleosporales, Pleosporaceae.